AUGGCAUCGCUCAUGUGCCCACGCUGCCUCCGGCGCUCGUUCCAAGACCUCGAAAUCACCGCGACGACGGUCCACCCCCAGCGGGCCGCCUUCUCGACAUCGGCCCCACUCUCUGUCAACCCGCCCAAGAAGAAAGCCGUGGUCGCGAAGCCCUCGUCUCGCCAAGGCCGCUCCCUCCGCCUGACCAAGAAUACCCGUGCCUCGAAUACUCGACCACCCGCUGUAGGAGAGCGUAAGGCUUUGCGGAAAAGAGUUGUCCUCAGCAACACCAACGCCCUCGAAGUCCCCGGACUGCAGGACCUCUCGAAGCAGAACUUGUCCAGUCGCACACUGCAGGCAUUGGAGGGAACAGUCGUUGGUUUCAACAAUACGACGGUCGAUAAGCUGAGAGCUUUGGAAGCUUUUAAACCAACCCAGGGAUGGAAUCUCUUUCGCCGGCCCGCCAGCUUGGUGAGGAAAGACACCACACACAUCCUAGGCGACAUUGAAUGGGUGAAAGCUGGCCAAGAAAGCAGAACCGUCCGCAAAGUGCUGUACGGCGAGCGAGGGAGCGGCAAGAGCGUUUUGCUUCUUCAGGCACUGGCAAUGGCGUCCCUGAAAGGCUGGGUUGUCGUCCAUAUCCCCGAAGCUAUGGAUCUGACCAUUGCGCAUACUUCCUACCAACCUGUCUCGACUCCGGAUGGCAAGACCCGCUACGUCCAACCACAUUUCACGGCCAAAAUCCUUGAGAAUGUGCUCAAUGCCAAUCGUCCCUUGCUCGAGAAGCUUCGACUCAGUGGAAAGCACAAGAUCCCCGUUCAGAUUCAACCAGACGCAACACUUGCGCGGUUGGCAGAAAUCGGAGCCAAGGAUCCUGACCGUGCAUGGCCAGUGUGGCAGGCAUUGUGGAAAGAACUCACCACGCCCUCACAGCAAGGCGAAGGCCUCUCGCGACCACCCAUCAUGUUCACGCUGGACGCCAUCGAUCACAUCAUGCGCAUCUCUGCCUACUUGAAUGCUGAAGCUGAACCCAUCCACGCUCACGACUUACUCCUGCCAGGUCACUUCAUCGAGCUGCUGUCUGGCCGCGAACCUUUGAGCAAUGGAGGUAUCAUCCUCGGCGCAGUCUCCGAGUCCAAUCGUGCUGCAUCCCACACUCUCGAUCACGCUGUAUCACGAAAUGCCGCAAUCCAAAACGAGCAAGAGCCGCCGGCUUGGGAUCCUUAUGUGAAGUACGAUAAGAACGUGCAGGAGGCGAUGCAGGGUGUGGGUGUGCAGCGGCUUCAAGGACUCAGCAAAGAGGAGGCGCGAGGCAUCAUGGAGUACUAUGCUCAUUCUGGGAUGCUGAGAAACGCCGUGACUGAUGGUCUGGUCAGCGAAAGAUGGACCUUGGCCGGUGGCGGAAUCAUUGGUCAGAUUGAGAAGGGAACCGUCAAAGCUCGCUUCUGA
Zasmidium cellare ATCC 36951 is the source of this 1428-nucleotide messenger RNA. RefSeq lists its product as uncharacterized. Gene Ontology annotation, cellular component: mitochondrial small ribosomal subunit. The record is from RefSeq and is a predicted model, not a curated record. The transcript has a single exon. NCBI's taxonomy places the organism in Eukaryota, Fungi, Ascomycota, Dothideomycetes, Mycosphaerellales, Mycosphaerellaceae. Gene Ontology annotation, molecular function: structural constituent of ribosome. Bases 1 to 1428 code for a protein of 475 amino acids.